This is a messenger RNA of Caenorhabditis briggsae, 1158 nucleotides long. NCBI's taxonomy places the organism in Eukaryota, Metazoa, Nematoda, Chromadorea, Rhabditida, Rhabditidae. Gene Ontology annotation, biological process: mitotic spindle organization. The transcript is spliced from 5 exons. The record is from RefSeq and is a predicted model, not a curated record. Gene Ontology annotation, molecular function: protein tyrosine phosphatase activator activity; peptidyl-prolyl cis-trans isomerase activity. Gene Ontology annotation, cellular component: cytoplasm; nucleus; protein phosphatase type 2A complex. Bases 1 to 1158 code for a protein of 385 amino acids.
AUGGCGUCCGAAAGCUACAAAGUACCAGAGAAAAUGAUCAAAAACGUUUUUGAUCUCAAUCCAUGGUACUUCUCGAAGGCCUACGAAGAGUACCUAGCGUUCUUGCAUCGUCUCAACGAUUCAGUAGUCGGAGUUCACACAACAGCGGAUAUGCGAUGUUCCGAUCUAGUAAUUGAUUUCAUCGAUAUGUUGGAUACUCUCGAGAAAUGGAUUGAUGAAAUUCCUCUGGAAGACACAUCUGAACAGCGAUUCGGAAACAAAGCUUAUCGUCGAUUCUACGAAAGACUCUGCAAGGAAGCAACUGAACUAUUGAGUCGCGUUCUCCCUCCGAACACUCAAGGUGCCCUUAUUGAAUUGGUACCGUAUUUCACAGAGGCAUUCGGAAAUGCUACUAGAAUCGACUACGGAUCGGGACACGAGGCCAAUUUCCUCAUCCUGCUUUUCUGUCUUCAGAAAAUGCAUGUUUUCACUGAUAAUGAUAACCAAGUUCUGGUUCUUCGUAUUUUCCACAAGUAUUUGAGAGUGUGCCGCCAUUUGCAAAUGAAAUUUAAAAUGGAACCAGCUGGAAGCCGAGGAGUUCAUGCCAUUGAUGAUUUUCAGUUUGCUCCUUUCAUUUUUGGAAGUGCUCAACUCAUCGGCUCGAAAAACUUAGUUCCUGACAGUUAUUUGAAGGAAACGGUCGUUGAGGCAAAUGCCCAUCUCAGUCUCUUCCUGGAUUGUGUCAAGUUCAUUAAUCAAACGAAAACUGGCCCUUUUCAUGAGCAUUCCAAUCAAUUGUGGAAUAUUUCGGCAGUUCCGCACUGGAAGAAAGUGAAUAGUGGAAUGUUUAAAAUGUACGAAGGAGAGGUUCUAAAGAAAUUCCCAGUUGUCCAACAUAUGAUGUUUGGCUCACUUUUCUCUUUUGAUCGCUCGGAAACGAUGAAAGAAUCAACGGAAGAUUGUAUUCCGGCUUCUCAUGAUCCAUCAAUGCCUCCUAUCGCUUGCCAGAUGCCCCAAAGAGCCCCAGCCCAGCAUGGCAUGUUCUCUUUUCAAAUCCCUUCUGUAGCUAAUACAUCAACGGUCCGUUCUUCAAGUGUUGUAGAGUCAGGCGAUUUACGCAAUCUUCACAAAGAAAAACAUCCAGAGGAACACUGUCCACCACCAAUGGCUGAGCCAUAA